GUAGUACGGAUGAUCUAACGUUAAUAUGCCGCAUAUUAAUCAGCACCUAUUGCAAAAACAGCUUGACCUAAGAGAGAAAAUGUAGAUUUUUUUAGAAGGAUUCCUUUCUGGUGUUAUUUCCAUUACAGAGGCUUGGGGUGGAGAAACUCACAGGAAGUUUGUGAUGUCAGAACCUGACUUUAUAAACCUUUGUCUUGAAUUGAGAUGUGCUCAGUCAUCAAGAGGACAUGCAGUACGGUACACAUACUCAAGAUGUUAAUGCUAAUGUGGAUUCAAAUGCUGCUGUAUGAUAUAGUCGAUUCACAGACACAAAAGAAAGUGGCCUAUCAGCCGAACCCGGUGAUCAGUGCUGCUCCUGGUGAUAACGUGACUCUACACUGCUUUCUACAUGACGUACAAAAUUCUGAGCCAAUCGUUUGGUACAAACAAGAAGGAGGACACAAACCUUCCUUAGUGGCUGUGGUACAGAAAGUACAGGAUCCCAUUUACCAAGACGACUUCGUCUCUCCGAGGUUCAGAAUCGAGAAAGGAAGCCAGAGCUUUCAUUUGAAAAUAACGGACGUGAAACCGUCGGACGAAGCGGUGUAUUACUGUGGACUGAUUACGUUUUACAUUGUAUUUGCUAACGGAACAUAUUUAUCAGUGAAAGGUAAUGAAGAUGUGAGUGUCUCUGUGUGGCAGCGCGGCGUGUCUGACUCGGUUCCUGCAGGAGCCUCAGUGACUCUGCAGUGCUCGGUUCUCUCUGAGAGCAGAGCAGCAGAACUCCAAGUGCUCUGGUUCAGAGCUGCUCCACCACAAUCCCAUCCUCAAAUCAUUUACACUCAUCACAACAGCAGGCAUCAGUGUGAGAGCGACUCUUCUACACACACCUGUGUAUACAACUUCUCCAAGAACAUCGUCAGCCUCAAUGAUACUGGAACUUACUACUGCGCUGUGCUCCUGUGUGGGAAGAUCAUCUUCGGGAACGGGACACCAGUACAGAUGCAGAACGUUGCAUCUUAUAAUCCUGUAGUGAUCUGUCUGGGAACAGCGCUGGUAAUGUGCGGGAUUCUGAUUUCUGUUCAAACUGUUUUACUCUGUAAAAGAAAAAACGGUCCACGACACAGAGAGAGAAUUCAGCACGAUGCCGUGAUAAACACUGACGAGACGAACACUCAGGUUGAUGAGCUGAAUUAUGCUGCCUUACAUUUUAAUGAAAGAAAGAUUAAAAGAGUGAGAGGAAACCGAGGUCCAUCUCAAGACAGUGUUUACUCUGAAGUGAAACAUUCCAGCAUUUCUCACAUAAAAUAAUCUUUAAUAUUAUUGUGUCUGAAAUUGUUUGAUCUGUUUUAACGUAUUUGUACAUAAGCACACUGUAGUGAAUCAUCUGAGUUUUUUUGUGUUAAAAUAUAUAUUAAAUAUAGA
Molecule: messenger RNA, 1404 nt
Organism: Tachysurus fulvidraco (yellow catfish)
Lineage: Eukaryota; Metazoa; Chordata; Actinopteri; Siluriformes; Bagridae
Exons: 6
Coding region: 205-1290 (361 amino acids)
Biological process (GO): response to bacterium
Source: RefSeq, a predicted model, not a curated record